Messenger RNA from Momordica charantia (bitter melon), 5075 nucleotides. RefSeq lists its product as uncharacterized. The record is from RefSeq and is a predicted model, not a curated record. Lineage: Eukaryota; Viridiplantae; Streptophyta; Magnoliopsida; Cucurbitales; Cucurbitaceae. Gene Ontology annotation, molecular function: protein binding.
AAAAAGAAAAAGAAGGAAACCCAAAUGGGAGGAUUGAAGCUGCAACACAAAACAUGAUAUUGAAAGCGCCUCUGGAAGAUCAAAAACAGAGCCAAGGAAGACAAUUAGUUUAUUUUUCAGAGUCAUCCAUGUGAUAAACUGUUGAAAACCCACAAGAAAUCUCUCUCUCUUCCUUUUGUUUUUGCCUUCCGACCCAAGGAAAUAACCAGGACCUCAAAUACUGGUGCCACUUUCCGUUUCAAUCCCAUACUCGGGUCGAAUCUGCCAUGAUCGUUGAUUCUGCAUUGGGUUUCAAUCGGGAUGCCAUUGAUGGGCGGGCUCAAUCUAUAAACCUGUGAAUCCGGAGGACAUCCAGACCCAGUUCCAACUCCCGAUUUAUGAUUCUCCAAUUUAUUUGAGUUGCGCAAAACCUUGCCCCAUACAACAUGAAUUCAUCGAGUUUCCGCGAUAAUACUUCUGAGUCCUCGAAUCCUUACGGUAGGUAUUCAAGACUUAGUUCCGUUACCCAACCGGUUCCCCGAUCGAAGUCGGGUCUGACGAAGCCGAGAAUGGCGAAGGUGAGAAGGCAAACGAGUUCCCAGGAUUUGAGGUCUGCGGGUGUUUCGGAAACGUUUCGGCCGUUCACCGGGAAUUCAUUUCAGGCCUCACCCUGGGCUCAGGACUCCAUCUCCGGUAAAUCUGGGUCGGGUGAGAUUGGGAAUCAGCCAUUUGUGUUUGGAGGAAACAGGAGCACCUCGAAUUUGAACCCGGAGAGAGGAAUUGUGGACGAAAUGAAGAAAUUGGAUAUCGGAGGCGGGGAUGAGUUUGCGACUGCCAGAGACAGGAAAUUCAGCUUUAAUGUAGGUAUGAGUUCGAGUAGAACCGAGGUAUCAGAUAAAGGAGCCAUGGCAGUUGAAACCAUUGAAUCAAAGCUUCCUGGAGAUAUGAGAAAAUUGAACAUUGAAGAAGGGGAAGGUAGUGGGCAAGGUAGUGCUGCACGAAUUAACAGAACUAGAAAUGAUAAUUCGAGGUUGAGAUCAAAUGAACAGACCAAGUUCGGUUUCUGGAGUGGCAAUGUUAGUAAUUCUCUAGCAUCAGAACUCCCCAACAAAUUGCAGCAUAUGAACAUUGAAGAUAGUGGGAAUCAUGAUAUUGGCAGUUCUACAUUUAAAGGUGAUGGUGUGAAUAUGUUCGUAUUGGAUAAGGGUAAAGGUGUUACAAGCUUUCCUGUUGGAAGAUCAGAAGAUUCACUGCCCGAGAAGAUUAAGCAUUUGAACAUUAAGGACACAUUGAAUUCAACGAAUGUCAACACCCAGAAAGAAGAAAAAUGUGUCUUUGAAAGCACCCAAAGGACUGGUGGUAAUUUUGUUGAGCAAAAGGAAACUUUGUUGUCAAGAAAGAUAGAGGAGUUGAAAAUAGAUAAAAGGACACCCUCAUCUGGAGUAUUUGCAGAGAAGAUAGAAAUGCAAAAUUUAAGUGAUUUUGAUAGGAAUCUUGAUCAACCAUUGGCUACAGACAUUAAAUCUCUGAAGUUGCGCGAGUGUAAGGAUAUGAGAGGUAGUCAGGUUCCUUCAUAUGCACAAAAAGAUGGUAAUGAUAAAAAUGGCGUGGCUAUGCCAUCUUCUUCAAUUUUUUCUAGUGAUAUGCAAUUUAAUGCUGCUGGUAGUACCUUUCAAGUAACGGGUACAAAUAGAAACAAAGAAACAGAAAACGUUCGCUAUAUGACUAAACAAGAAAGUACUGGAUCAUCUUUUGUAGGAUUUAGAACACCAGAUGUAAAAACAAACAUUUUCUCUGCUGGGGCCAGUGAAAAUUUUCAAUUCUCUGCACGGAAGGAUCCAGUUAGAGAAUUUGGACCAAAUAUUAGGAGUGGAAGAUAUAAACCGACCGUGGUUCAGUUGUGUGUUGGUCAGGAGACUCAGGACUAUGUUUCAAGGGAAAGGGAUCCUUUGGAGAGUCAGAAGGCGUCAGAAUCGUGUUCACCAAUGGAUGUUUCACCAUAUCAGGAAACACUGGCUGGUGAUCCAAUUUCUCGUGAAAAUUCUGUGACAUCCAAUGAAUCACUCAGUCUUGACAAUAGUUCUGUUGCAUUUGAUGAAUCACUGCCGGAGGUCUUAACUGAUGUAAUAGAUGAAGAUCUGCUUAAUGCUACAGAUAGCUUAAAUAUAAAUGAACCUGGUCACAGUGCAACUGACGUGGAAGGCGAAGAAGGUUCUCUUUACCAUUCUACUACAAACCAUAGUGCUGAAGGUCCUGUAGAAUCUGUUGAAGUGGCAGACACUGAAAGCUACAAAUCUGCAAAUGAUGAAUUGGAUAUAAAUAGUGAUCUAGCAGGUAUUUCAGAAGAAACAGAAGCCAGUUCAAGUUCGAAAUUUGAGAUGCAGGAUAGUGAUGGCAGGAAGCAAUUUAGUUUUGCUUCAAACUCAGAGGAUGCGUCAAGGUCUAACUUUAUAUUUGCUGCCUCUACGGCUGCUCAAGGUCAAUUAUUUGCAUCCAAACGCCAAUUCAAAAAGAAAAAUUGGGGAAAAGUUGGUCAAGAUUCUCAUAUUUCCCCAACAAUUUCUAUUGAAGUUCCAUUGUCAUCCUCUUCUGCACAAUUUCGUACAUUUUCUGGGAAUUCAUCACCAAUAACACCUCAAAGGAGUCAGAAAGAAGAUCCAUCUACUGCUCAGUACAAAUAUGGAGUUGACUCUUGGGUGAACAAAGGCCAGGAGAUGAAGCAAGAGUCUAUUUCUACUGUAGCAGCAACGGUUGCUGCCCAGGAGGCUUGUGAAAAGUGGAGAUUGAGGGGCAACCAGGCAUAUGCAAGUGGUGAUUUGUCCAAGGCUGAAGACCAUUACACUCGAGGGGUGAAUUGUAUUUCAAGAGAUGAGUCGUCUAGAAGCUGUCUCAGGGCUUUGAUGCUUUGCUAUAGCAAUCGUGCAGCAACAAGAAUGUCUCUUGGAAGAUUGAGAGAUGCGAUCAGUGACUGUAUAAUGGCUGCUGCUGUAGAUCCCAGCUUUUAUAAAGUGUACCUUAGAGCUGCAAACUGUUACCUUGGCCUUGGGGAAGUUGAAAAUGCGGUACAAUAUUUCAAGAGAUGCCUGCAGCCUGGAAAUGAAAUCUGUGUAGACCGGAAAAUUACAGUGGAAGCCUCUGAUGGUUUGCAAAAUGCUCAGAAAGUAUCUGAAUGCAUGAAACAUUUAGCUGAACUUCAGCUCACAAGCACGUCCAGUGAUAUGCAGAGUGCUUUGGAAUUAAUUUCUGAGGCUUUGGUAAUAAGCUCAUGCUCCGAAAAAUUAGUUGAAAUGAAAGCAGAGGCCCUUUUCAUGCUUCGAAGAUAUGAGGAGGUGAUUCAGUUUUGUGAGCAGACACUAGACUCUGCUGAAAAGAAUUCUCCUUCAGAAGAUAUUGUCGGCCGGGCCUCUAAUCUGGGUGCUUCUGAAAUCUCAAAGAAGUUGUACUUCAGGGUUUGGCGAUGCCGCUUGAUUCUCAAGUCCUACUUCCUUCUAGGAAAACUUGAGAAGGGUCUGGCUUCUUUAGAAAUGCAAGAGGAGAAAGUGUCUACAGUAAUUGGGAAUGGAAGAAAGUUCAUGGAGACAUCAAUACCGCUAGCCAUGACCAUGAGGGAGCUCCUACGUCUUAAGGCUGCUGGAAAUGAAGCAUUUCAGGCAGGGAGGUAUUCAGAAGCCGUUGAGCACUAUACAGCUGCUUUGGCAUGCAAUGUGGAGUCACGUCCUUUUACAGCUGUUUGUUUCUGCAAUCGGGCCGCGGCAUACAAAGCGCAGGGCCAAGUUAUUGAUGCUAUUUCAGAUUGUAGUUUUGCCAUAGCCCUUGAUGAAGAAUACUUCAAGGCAAUUUCUAGAAGAGCUGCUUUGUAUGAAAUGAUCAGAGACUAUGGUCAAGCAGCUAGUGAACUCCAAAAGCUUGUAUCACUUUUUCCUAAGGGAUUAGAUAUGACCUCCUAUCAGUAUGCCACUUCUGAUCGAUCAAGUACCAGCACAAAUGACUUGAGACAAGCUCGUCUCCGGCUUGCGGAAGUUGAAGAAGAAUCAAGAAAAGAAAUUCCACUGGAUAUGUACCUCAUUCUGGGAGUUGAUCCAUCUGCAUCUUCAGCUGAAAUUAAGAGGGCGUACAGGAAAGCUGCUCUCAGAUACCAUCCAGACAAGGCUGGUCAAUUUUUGGCAAGAGCAGACAAUGGAGAUGAUGUGCUGUGGAAGAAUAUAGCGGGAGGAGUCCACAAGGAUGCUGAUAAACUUUUUAAAAUGAUUGGAGAGGCAUAUGCAGUACUCUCAGAUCCUAUUAAGCGGUCACGAUAUGAUGCGGAAGAAGAGAUGAGGACUGCCCAGAAGAAACGCAAUGGAAGCAGCACCCCUAGAUCACCACAUACAGAUGUUCAUCAGGGUCAUCAAUUUGAAAGAAACAGUGUUAGGCCUCAGUGGCGAGAUCUAUGGAGAUCUUAUGGUUCUCGAGGAUCAGAUUUUACUCGAUCAACCAGGUACUCAUGAGAACUCUAUGAAAAACAUGUCAGGACAGAAUUCAGGCCUUCAAAUGAGGCUUUACACCAGCACUCGCCAAUAAUCGAUCAUUCUAUCAAGAAACCCAGCUGCAGUUUAACCCCUCCCAGUGAGAGGGCCAAGAGUUGACAAUUGGUUCAUGGACAGAUUUCUGAUGGCAAAAUCUUGAAAAAGAGGUGAAAGUCUAAUCCUUAACACAAACAACCUUGACGAUGCCAUAGAGACAUAAAAUGAAGGUGUUCCAGUUGUUCCAUUUGCAUUUAGUAGCUUGUUCAUAAGAUUAAGAGUGAGGUUUGGUGAUUUUAAAGAUGAUAGAUUCAUCUUUGAUUAUAGAGUGAAAAAGGAAAAGAAGAAGGUAAAAACAAAACAUACAUUUUAGAACAAAACAAAAAGAAGGAUGCAGGUUUUCAAGGUUUUGCUUUUUUGCCCCCAUGUUUUAUGGGGAUCUCAUUGUGGGUGAGAGAGGAAGUGUGUAGUUUGUUCAUAGUGCAAUGUACAGACAGACAGAAGAGAUGAGUAAACAAGUGAAUCACAACAUCUAAUAGCUGCUUAGUCUCUGACAGGAUAUGCUAACCACACUCUUACAGUUUAGCGUUUCAA